Emiliania huxleyi CCMP1516 is the source of this 653-nucleotide messenger RNA. RefSeq lists its product as hypothetical. The transcript has a single exon. The record is from RefSeq and is a predicted model, not a curated record. Bases 68 to 547 code for a protein of 159 amino acids. NCBI's taxonomy places the organism in Eukaryota, Haptophyta, Isochrysidales, Noelaerhabdaceae. Gene Ontology annotation, molecular function: protein binding.
GGCUGGUCUGUGAGAGGUUGUAGACAGCGGAGCAGCGAGGAGCGGUGCGAUAGCAGACAGCCGGCCAAUGCGGUUGCAAGACCUGCCUGACGCGCUGUUCGAGCACAUCCUGUCCUUUCUACCUCGCGGAGUGACUGCCUACGCUGCUUGCGCCGUGGACUGCCGCUGGGCGCGCACUUGCGACGACGCCUUGCGCUUGUUGUGCGAGAAGCACGCGUGGAAGCAGCCGCGCAGCCGCCGCCUCGCCGCCGCCUCGGCCACCGGCGGCGGAGAUGCGCUGCGCUGGCGCGCGCUCUACGUCUCCCGCGCGUGCCCUGCAUGCCUCGACGCGCCUGGCGACUUUGCGGCACGGCGUUCAAAGCACGAGGCGCCGCUCUACCUCCUCUGCGGCGCGUGCUGCAGGCGCGAGUCAGUCAUCGAUAAAAUGCGGGCGGCGGGCGCCACGCUCGACGUGACGGGUGUGUCUGGCAAACCGCUCUACACGCAGCGGGGCGACCGAUUUGUGUCGGAGGUGGCUGCCGCCGCCCGGAGAGCAGGCCUGGGGUGAAGGAGCGCUGCCUCUGCUCGGCACGUGUGUGUGCAAAGUGUUUUGUGUGUGAGGCGCGGUCAGACGGGCGUGGCAGCUUGUGUACAAGGUCUGUAGUACACGCCGU